Molecule: messenger RNA, 450 nt
Organism: Dendrobium catenatum
Lineage: Eukaryota; Viridiplantae; Streptophyta; Magnoliopsida; Asparagales; Orchidaceae
Exons: 1
Coding region: 1-450 (149 amino acids)
Source: RefSeq, a predicted model, not a curated record
AUGGAUGUAUUCCAUGUAAACUUGGGAAGACCUUGGAGGUUUAAUGUGGGUGUUGUAUAUGAUUGUAGAUCAAAUGUUUACUCAUUUGAAUGGAAAGGUAGAAGACUACAAUUGAUACCAAAUGCUGUCGAAGAUAAAACAGAAGUUGCCAAGGGCAAGGCCAUCAUGCACAUUGUAUCAGGUACUCAGUUCAUGGGGUCCAAAGAAGACCACUCCCAAGCAUUGGUCGUACUCCUACAUGAAAGAAAUAAUUCCCUUAAGCCCAAUUCAUCCAUUCCAACCGAAAUUCAAUCUCUGUUACAGUACUUCAAUGAUAUUGGGAUGAACGCUUUGCCAUCUAAAUUACCACCUUUGUGUAUUAUACAACAUCAGAUAGAUUUUGUACCUGGAGCUACACUACCUAAUAAUCCACACUGCCGGAUGAGCCCAACCGAGCAUGCUUUGCUUUAA